Molecule: messenger RNA, 10443 nt
Organism: Amphiprion ocellaris (clown anemonefish)
Lineage: Eukaryota; Metazoa; Chordata; Actinopteri; Pomacentridae
Gene: ncor2
Product: nuclear receptor corepressor 2
Exons: 47
Coding region: 342-7658 (2438 amino acids)
Biological process (GO): negative regulation of transcription by RNA polymerase II
Molecular function (GO): transcription corepressor activity
Source: RefSeq, a predicted model, not a curated record
CAGCAGCAGCAGCGGCUCAGGGAGUAGUACCAGACCACUGUGCUGUGCAGGAACAGGCACGACGUAGCUGAAAACCGCUAGCGGAACAAAUGAAAACGAAAACUCUUCUUUCAUGUGGAUUAAUCCGGGGGCGAAACAGUCAUUCGAAGCGAGAAGAUCUUUAAGCGAAACUGGGACGAUUGACGAGGAUUGGGACAUUGGCUACUGUACGAUAACACCGCCGAAUGGUUUCUGUUGUCCCGCCGCUAAGGUUACAGGCUAAAUGAAACAGCCGAUAAUGUGCAGCAACUGCACCACAGUCACACCUACUUCCAGUCUGUAGAGGAAGCGGCUGUGCCAGCAUGUCCUCUCAUCCCCAGUCCGUGCCGCCGGGCCGGAGGACUGUGGACACACGGCACCUGCCAAACCCUGCCACUCUGCCACUGCAACUGCAACGGGCGCACACGGAAGUGGGACUGGUUGACUACCACUCUCAUCAUGCCAGGGACUUUAGCUCUCACCUGGCCCAGCCCCAUCGCCGUCGGCCCUCUUUACUUUCAGAGUUCCAGCCUGGGAAUGAAAGGGGACAAGAGCAGCAUAUCCGCUAUGAGCACAUCUACCUACCAGAGCCUGCCAGCCAAUCAGAGGUGGAGUAUGCAGAGAUCAAACGGCCUCGUUUAGAGAUGGGAUCAGAGUCUCUGAUGAGACCUUCACCCCACCGGCCACAAUUACCUCUGGGAGGAGCUGAUGAUAUGACAAAGGAACGUGGAAGUGCCAUGGGAAAGCUGGAGCCCAUCUCUCCUGUGAGCCCGGUCCAUAUGGACCCUGACUUGGAUUUGGUGCCAGCUCGCUUCUCCAAGGAGGAGCUGAUCCAGAACAUGGACCGUGUGGACAGGGAGAUCACCAUGGUGGAGCAACAAAUUUGCAAGCUUCGCAAAAAACAGCAACAGCUGGAGGAAGAGGCCGCAAAGCCCCAUGAGCCAGAGCAGCCCAUCUCACCGCCACCUAGUGAAGCCAAGCACCGCAGCCUGGUACAGAUCAUCUACGAUGAGAACAGGAAAAAGGCAGAAGAGGCUCACAGGAUACUGGAGGGACUGGGACCCAGAGUAGAACUGCCUCUGUACAACCAGCCCUCUGAUACCAAACAGUACCAUGAGAACAUCAAAAUAAACCAGGCGAUGAGGAAGAAGCUCAUCUUGUACUUCAAGAGGAGAAAUCAUGCUCGUAAGCAGUGGGAACAGAAGUUUUGCCAGCGCUAUGACCAGCUAAUGGAAGCCUGGGAGAAGAAGGUGGAGCGCAUUGAAAACAACCCACGGCGCAGAGCCAAGGAGAGCAAGGUGCGGGAGUACUACGAGAAACAGUUCCCUGAGAUCCGUAAGCAAAGAGAGCUGCAGGAGCGAAUGCAGAGCCGUGUUGGGCAGCGAGGAGGUGGGCUGACCUCAUCUGCAGCUCGCAGUGAACAUGAAGUCUCAGAAAUCAUUGAUGGAAUAUCAGAGCAUGAGAACACAGAGAAGCAGAUGCGACAGCUGGCGGUCAUCCCACCUAUGCUGUUUGAUGCUGAGCAGCAACGCAUCAAGUUUAUCAACAUGAAUGGAUUGAUGGAUGACCCCAUGAAGGUGUACAAGGACCGACAGGUUAUGAAUAUGUGGAGCGAGCAGGAGAAGGACACUUUUAGAGAGAAGUUCAUUCAGCACCCUAAAAACUUUGGUCUGAUUGCAUCUUUUCUGGAGCGAAAGACGGUGGCAGAGUGUGUCCUCUUUUACUACCUGACCAAAAAGAAUGAAAACUAUAAGAACAUAGUGCGAAGGAACUACCGGCGCCGAGGAAGAAGCCAGCACGGCCAGCAGCAGCAACAGCAGCAACAGGUGAACCGCAGCAGCCAGGAAGACAAAGAGAAGGAGGAGAAAGAGAAGGAAGGAGAGCGGGAUGAAGAAAAAAAUGAAGCUGAAGACAAGGAAGAUGGAAUGAAGGACGACACCUCUGGAGAAGAUGCAGAGGACAAAGAGCCUGCCGUUGCUUUCAAGGGUCGACGCACAGCUAAUAGCCAGGGACGCCGCAAAGGCCGUAUCACCCGCUCUAUGACAAGUGAAGUGGAGGAGACCACUACACCGCCACUCAACAGUGAACUCGCCAUUCUGGAGAUGAAUGAGAGCUCUCGCUGGACUGAAGAGGAGAUGGAAACUGCCAAAAAAGGCCUUCUCCAGUAUGGUAGGAAUUGGUCCGCCAUCGCCAAGAUGGUGGGAUCAAAGACCGUGUCACAGUGCAAGAACUUCUAUUUCAACUACAAAAAGAGGCAGAAACUGGAUGAGAUUCUGCAGCAGCAUAAAAUGAAAUCGGAGAAGGAGCGAAAGGCCCGUCGUAGGGGCAAAGCCCUGCAGAAUGAGGAGGCCAGUGCCCCGUAUGCAGCAGAGGAGGAGGAGAUGGAAGGAUCAGGAGCCAGCUGCAAUGAAGAGGAAGCCCCUGAUGAUGGAGAAGGUGGAGCCAACAACAGCUCUGACACAGAGAGCUUGCCCUCGCCUCACUCAUCCGAGGACAGUAAGGCUAAAGAGGAAGGCUCGAGCAGGUCCAAGGGCAGCUCCAACAGCGGAGACAAGGAGGAGGCCCAAUCAGACAUGGGCCAGGCAGGGGAUGAGAAACCUCAAGUCAAGGAGGAUGCAGACUCAGCCAUCAAGCAGGAGAUAAAGACUGAAACAGGAGAGCCCAACAAAGAGCAGCUGCAGCCAACGCCACCCAGUGAUGCCACAGAUAAAAAACCUCCUACAGCAGAGGCAGAGGAAGUAAAAAGUUCCACCAAAAGCUCCAAAAAGGAUCAUGCAUCCAAAACAGGCUCGCAUGGGGACAGUGAUUCUAGUGCCACUUGCAGCGCCGAUGAGGUGGAGGAGACAGACAACACAGAUAAGAACAGAAUGACUUCUCCACGGCCGAGCCUGCUGAACUACACUCACGAUGGGGUCACAUCAUCCCCACUACAGAAGCCCAUGGAUCUAAAGCAGCUCAAACAGCGGGCUGCUGCUAUACCACCUAUUAUGCCAGAGGCCUCUGUGCAGGGCAGCCAGCGGAGUGGGGGUGGGAAAGCAGUGCUACCCCCCCAUGCCCUGGCACUCUACCAGCAGCAGAUCACCAUGGCUCAUGGGGAGUCCUCUCAGGAGGUCAAACAGCAGCAGCAACUUUCAGGCCAGCCAGGCAAACAGCAGCCAUAUACCCCACAGUCGGACAGAGACAGGGAGGCUCUUCACAGCAGCAGCCCCCGUGUUCGCCCACGCAGCCCCUCCACCAGUGAAAAAGAUGAACUGGAAGGCAACGAGAGGUGGUUACUGACCCUCCUGCAGGGAUUAAAAAAGUCCCAAGCAUUCUCUCCGCAUGGGGACGCCAAGAAGCAGGCACUGGGCCCCGAUGACCUGAGGACUUCCAACUUGGGUCGCCCAGUUCUCUCCCCCUACCCCAUGUCCCCACGAGACAUGGCCAAGAUCAGUCACGACCAGCACCUGCUCCACUUCAAUUCGUUCCAGCAAGCAGGCCACCCGUCACUAUCCAGCCUGCCUCAGGACAGUAGUAGACUAGCAGCAGUGAGACCCCUCACAAUGCCAGAGCCUCCACCUCUCAUUUCCUCCAAUAAGCCAGGAGGCUCUAUCACACAGGGCACCCCAGUGCAACUGCACAGUCCUGCUCAUGGGUUGGACCAUGGGAAGAUGCCCCCCACACAGAUGGGGUUGCCUUGGAUGGAUCAAAGGAAAGUUGGUACUUUCCCAGUAGUAAAGCAGGAGCAGUUGUCCCCUCACAGCUCAUCCUCCCAGGCUGAUAACCUGUCAACCCAGGGAGUGUCUCAUGAAACCACUGGACGUGCUGUACAGGGGGGCAGUAUCACUAAGGGCAUCCCAGGGACCAGAAUGCAUCCAGAUUCUUCAAUUUCCUACCGAGGGGGCUCCAUUACUCAGGGGACGCCUGCAGAUGUGCUCUAUAAGGGAACCAUAGCACGUCUGAUCACAGAGGAGAGCGCCAGCCGAGCUGAGAGAGAGCGGGAUGAGGCACUGUCUAAAGGCCAUGUGCUCUAUGAGGGCAUCAGUGGGCACAUUCUCACAUACGACCGCCCACCGUCUCAGACCCCCAAAGAUGAGGGCCGAGGCCCAGGGCAGUCUGGGGACAUUCUGGGCUUGAAGCGUCCUUACGAUGUCAUGGAAGGAGGCAUCUCUAGAGGACUGCCUAUGAGGGAUUCGCUGUCUGCAGCCAACUGUGAAGGUCUGAUUGUUCGAGCCAUGCCUCAUGAUAGGGAUAGUCCGCACCACACGUCCUACAAGGAUGCUCAUCACAUUCGUGGUUCUAUCUCGCAAGGUAUACCUCGUCAUCUUGACCCUCAGGAUGGCUACCUGAGAAGGGAAGCAAAGCAGAUGAAAAGAGAGGGCUCACCAACCCGUGGGUCGGGCUCACUGUCUGACCCAAUGAAGGGCAGAGAGGCCAUCGUGCCCACGGUUAAGGAGGCUGGCCGCUCUAUCCACCUCAUUCCCAGAGAAGAGCUUAGACAGCCUGCCAAGGACGGCAUCAUAGCACAGGGAACACCUAUGAAACAAGAGGCGCCUGGUUCAGGGAAACGUCAUGAUGUCCGCUCCAUCAUAGCCAGUUCACCACGUUCCUACCACAAUGCACCCUCCCACCUGGAGAUGCGUGCUGAGAGAGGUCGAUAUGAGGAGGCACCUAAGGGACGGCCCAGUGCAGUGGUCAGCACGGCUAGCUCUAUAGCCCGCUCUUCUCCCCUUACACUGGGGUCAGAGCAAGGAGGCAAAGCCCAUCAUAGCCCUGUGGGCUACGAUGAUAAAGGCGCCUUAAGAACCCCUUACCCUGGGCCCUCGCACCGUGGCUCCCCACUGUCCAGGGAGGCAAGCCAAAGGCAGCAUGAGGGUUCCAGUAAAAAUCCGACUCAGGAGCGUAAAGCCACACCUACCCCCAGGGAGAUGAGUGCCACCAAAUCCCCACUCUCUGGUGUUACGGAUCAGACCUAUGAGCGUCUGCUGCAGGGUCUUGGAGCUACAGACGUGUAUCGACAGAUUCCUUUAGCCUUUGAUCCUGCAGCGCUGCCCCGUGGCAUCCCCAUCGAACCAGCGUACUACUUGCCUCGCCACCUAGCCCCCAACCCGGCCUAUCCUCAUCCCUACCCCUACCUCAUCCGUGGCUUUCCCGACACCGCGGCCCUGGAGAACCGCCAGACGCUGUUCAAUGACUACAUCACCUCACAGCAGAUGCACCAGUGGCCUGCAGCUGCUGCCAUGGCUGCCCAGCGCUCCGACCUUCUGAGGGGCCUUCCUUCACGAGACCAGCCGCUUCCUCUGCCCUACUCUGCAGCCCCACGUGGGAUCAUCGAUCUUUCUCAGGUGCCACACUUACCUGUCCUGGUCCCUCCCUCUGCAGGGACAGCUGGCUCCCCAAUGGAUCGCAUCACGUACAUCCCUGGGACAAGCACCACCUUCCCUGGCAGGCCUUACACCACCUCCCCCAUCUCACCUGUUGGCUCCUCACACAUGAACAAAAUGCAAGGCACAUCCUCCUCUUCAGAGCGUGAACGAGACCGCGAACGUGACAGGGAGAGGGACAGGGAACGGGAACGAGACAGGGAGCGAGACAGGGAGCGGGAGCGAGAGAGGGAGCGUGAACGGGACCGGGAGAGAGAUCGAGAACGGGAACGAGAGAGAGACCGGGAAAGGGAAAGGGACCGGGACAGAGAGAGAGACCGAGACAGAGAGCGUGACAGAGAGAAAGGCGGGUCUCUUGGAAAUGUGGAGCACGCCCCCAUAUGGCGACCAGGUACAGAGCACAGCUUGGCAAGUAGCAGCAGCAGCAGCAGUGUGAGACCUUCUUCCCAGCCAUACAGCCACCAGCACUCCCCAGUGUCACCUCGUACCCAGGAGAACGUGCAGCAGAGGCCAAGUGUCCUGCACAACACUGGGGGCAAAAGUAUUUCUGUCAACGAACACUCCAGCUCAUCUGUGUUACGGUCCAUGCCCUCAGGCCCAUCCCGCUACCAAGGUUACCCCAGCCACCUCCAAAGGACAGGUGUACCCCCUGAGGCCUACCCACCUGCCAUGGACUCAAGUGUAGCCAAAGAGCAGGGACGUGAAGGUGGCAAAAGCAGGGGAGGUCUACCUAAGCACGUGCAGGACCAGCAUGGGCCCUCCAGUAAAUCUGACCCCAAGCUGUCCAGCCCCAGCCCAGGAGGAAUAUACCCAGGUUCUUAUCCCUCGGCUUCAGGCCGUCCCCAGCACCUGCUACCUCCCCAGCCGGAUAACCCUCCUGGCCGUGGAGAAAGCGGUACCCCUAGUAGGGAAAAGACUCAAAACAAACCGAUGUCCAUUCAGGAACAAGAGCUCCGAGCACUCGGUAAGACCACCAUGACUGCGGCCAACUUCAUAAACGCGAUUAUUAUGCGUCAAAUUUCUUGUGAAACGGGGAUGCCAGAGACGGGCUCGCUUGUUGCCAGCAGCGCCACUGAUGCUCAGCCACACGGUCUCUACCGCCCUCCGUCUGAGGAGAGACUGUCUCCAGGCCAGCAGCCCCCAUCUCCCUGUGUUAAAGGCAGCCAGAGGGUGGUCACCCUGGCACAGCACAUCAGCGAGGUGAUUACAAAAGACUACACCAGGCAGAGCCAGCAGCAGCAGCAAAGCUACCAUGGCUCUCCGGUCCUGGACUUGACCCGUCCACCCAGUGCCUCCCAGCCCCCACCCAGUUCACAGGAGUCUGCCCAAGGGUCCCGAUAUCAAGAGGGCCUUGGUGGAGAACGUAACAGAGAUAGGUCUCCCCCUCAGCCCAAGACAUCACCCGUCAGUGUUUCAAAUGACGGCAUUGAGCCCGUGUCUCCUGCUGGAGCCGGCUCUGAGCCUGAAGGCCUGGGAGGAGCCUCCUACCCCAGUGAUCAAGGAGAACAAGGAAUGGGCUCCCGUUCUCCUCCCAACACCUCUCAGCCUCCAGCUUUCUUCAGCAAGCUGACUGAGAGUACCUCAGCUAUUGUGAAGUCAAAGAAACAGGAGAUGAUCAAGAAGAUGACUGUGGUGGGAAAUGACAGUGAUUUCAAUUCUGGUCAGCCAGGAACAGAAAUCUUCAACAUGCCAGCAUCAACAACUGCAGGCCCUGUGAGCGUCCGCAGCCACUCCGUUCAAGAGGCACCUGGUAAUUCAAUAGGCCUGGAGGCCAUCAUAAGAAAGGCCUUAAUGGGAAAAUACGAUGAUCAGCCUGAGGAACGCUCUCCAUCCAACGCUGCUAACCAGAUGGGCUCUGGCGUGUCUGCCGACGGACGGGCUGAGGACUCUUUCUCACAAGGUGGAACAAAGUCCUCAAAGAGCAGUGGACGCUCGAAUGGGCGCAAGGCCAAGUCCCCAGGACCGGGUCUGUCAGGGGGGGAGAGACCGUCCUCUGUGUCCUCAGUUCACUCAGAGGGAGACUGUAACAGACGAACUCCCCUCACCAACCGUGUCUGGGAGGACAGGCCUUCAUCUGCAGGUUCAACACCAACUCCCUUUCCAUGCAACCCGCUGAUAAUGCGUUUCCCCAGCGGGACAAUGUCUGCUCAUUCCCCCUCCUCUGGCCAACAGGGGGGCCAGGGCCCAGGGUCAGGACCUGGACAGGGUCGCUCCUGGGAGGAGGAGCCCAAGCCUCUGCUCAUGUCUCAGUACGAGACCCUGUCUGACAGUGAAUGACCGGAAAUGCCACUGUACAACAGGUCCCGCUAACAGUCAACCACCUCUGUGCUGCUGCAGCCACACAUACACACACAGACACACACACAAAUACACAGACAUAACUACACACACACACAGACACACACACCUGCCGAGGCAUCUGCAGACCUACCCACACCAUUCCAACCUGCAUUUCCUCCAUUAGUCAUCAGGCAAGAAUCGUGCCCUCCUUUCACGCAGCGAUGAAGUGGAACACUGCUGCUCCCUGUGUGUGUCUGUGUGUGCGUAUGUUUGCCCUUACAUGUUAUGCAUUCACUCCAGGACUACUCUAAAGGACAAAUCACUUUUUUUUAAAAGUUUAGUACUUUUCCUCACUGGCCUUAUCAAUUUAAACACAUUGGUCUGGUCGGUCUAAUGUGCUUACACUUGUGUGGAAGGGACUUGGAGGUCGAGCUGUAGGUCCGGUCAGGAGCCUGAUGACAGCUGCUCUAGUGACAGAUAAUCUGACCUGAGAGCAGCGGCCCACACACACAGCGAGGACCCUCGCAUGUUUCUUCACGGUGAACUCCAGGUGCAGGCGGCCUGUGCACUGCUACCACUACAAGAAUCCAUGCGACGGGACAGGAGGAGAAUCAGCAUCUUGUUUUUCUUGUUUUGGUUCUUUCUUUUUUUCCUUAAAAUUCUGUCAGUCCAGUCCUGUGUUUGGUGAGCUGAGACCUUUAGUACAUUUUGAUGGUGAACUUUUGAUGGUGUCAUUUGUUGUCUCUCUUCUCUGCAAUGAUAUAUAUUUUGGGGGCUGGGGUUGGGGGGGCAGAGAUUGUUAUGCGGGAGGGUCAUAUCAUUGGUUUACAGGGUAAACAUGCUGUUCAUUGCUGAUGUCAUCAUAUAUUACAGAGGGCCCAGGAGAAAGACAAAGCCCUACUGACUUCAGGAAUCCACGUGGGGAGAGAUGAUUUGCCAGAUGGAUGGCACUGAGACAAGUGACACUUUCUCACUGUUUUUAUAUUAACUAUGUCUGUGUUUGUUGAAACAGUUUUUGGAUAUUAAGCACUUAGUUGUCAGUCUGUUCACAAUGGCAUUUUUAAGAAUCUGUGUUUCCUGGGGCAGGUGAAAAAUGGACUCAAGAACAGCAUAGAAACCCCACUGUGGAGGUAUCCUUGAACACCUGUCUGUUUAUUUUGGUCUUGCCGCCUACAUUCUUUAGCGCUCCCACACUCAAAGCGACAAUCACAUUCUAGUGAACGAUGACUAAGCCGCUUCGAGCAGGUUGCAGACCGACCUUAAAGCUGCUUAAAGGCAAAUUCCACAGCAUCACCCGGAGUUUCCUUGCAUUAAAGACGUGAAAAAACAAAGCCAUCUUUCUACGACCCUUGGUCCACAGCAGCGUUGGCUUCAGCUGGCCUGCUGGAAUCCCGUCUAGGAGCUGUUGUGACAGUCUGACCUCUGACCUUUUACUGCCCAGCAGAGGCACUGCGACUCUUCAUCCAGGCAGAUUUUGUACAGUUCUGAAAUAUUCCUAGUGUUAAGUGCCAUUUAUUUUACAUAUACAACUGAAGUUACCAAGUGACGCACAAUUUUUCUUUCAGCCCCCCAUGCCAGGGUUCAUACUGUCCACACAGGGAAAUCAAAACAAAAAGCAAAUGAAACAUCCUGUUUUUUGUGUGUGUGUUUGUGUGAGUGCAUUUUUUUCCCCCAAAUCCGUCACUGCCUUAGCUUUUAACUGCUUCACUCAUUAAAUUUAUCCUCUAAACAAGACAAAACGGUGUCACAGGACAGCUUACCUGGACAUGCAUCAGAUGUUUUCUUCAUUACGAGAUCUGUGAUACUACAAGUGUACUUCAUUGCAGCCUCUGUUAGCAUGAGUUAGAAGAAGUUAAGGGCAACGCACUUGAAAGCAUUCUGGCAGUUUUCUGUACCAUCACUUGACAUAUUCUCACAUUGCAGUAUUUUAAAGGUCACGCUACCGGUUUCUGUCCCCCCGACAGUGAGCUUGUUUAGUGGUUUAGCUAAGACUCACCUCUGUUUGUAUUUUAUUUUGUCACCGUGGAUCCUCACAACACAAACAUGACUGUUAUAGGACUACCUCCUCUCCCCAAAACAUCGUACCUGUCGAUGGCGAUGCAUCUAGCAUGCCUUGCCUGCAGAAACCUCAUCUCAGCCAUGUUUUAGUUCUGAUUUUUUUUCUUUUCUAUCAACACUGAUGGAGAGUUUGUAAUUUCAGGCAAGGCAAAAAUAUCGCCAGGCUUUGUACAUUGGUCUCUCUGCGUGUAUAUCAUUUAUCCACUGAUAAAGUUCAUGAAUGUGACGCUAAACAGACUAAGCCAUAUCCAGCUGUCCCCUAAACCGAUGACUAAUAUGUUGUUUUUAAGAGCAUACUGAAAUGAAUUUUAACAAGCAUCCUUUUUGUUGUUUGUCCGGUGCACACACGUGUCAUUCUAAAUCAAAUGAAUCACUCAAACCUAACAGGACAAAGUUGAUUGCUGAUGUGUUCCCUGGACUGUCCAACGGUGGGUGGGGGGGGGGGGGGGGGAUUGACAAACAAUACAUUGUUCAACCAUUUUGUGCAUAAUUUUUUUUAUUAUAACCCACUGUAUAAUAGCAAGGAUUGUAUAUACAACUGAAGAGAUGUAAAUAUUUAUGUGGCUUGCUUCAAGGUUGGUAUUACAAAAAAAAAUAAAAAAUAAAAAAAAGUAUUCACAUGGUUAAAUUCUACAUGCCCACCAGCAAGCUUUGUGGAUAGCAGUGUAAAAAUGAAAAACAAAAAAGACACUGCCUUAAUGUUUAAAUAAAAAGCUUAUUGCCA